Spirometra erinaceieuropaei is the source of this 486-nucleotide messenger RNA. The record is from the annotation of a GenBank genome assembly. NCBI's taxonomy places the organism in Eukaryota, Metazoa, Platyhelminthes, Cestoda, Diphyllobothriidea, Diphyllobothriidae.
AUGAACUGGCACCCAAUACACACUUUUGGCUACCCGAAGCUAUGUUCUGCCUACCAGCCACAUCCCGGUAACCGCCUCAACCGGCGGACUAAACCAGGUGAGGGUAUCCGUGUGUGCAUCCUCCACAAGGUAAUUCUACUCCCCCUUCUCCCCCACCCUCUCCACAUCGCUUCUCUUCCCUCUUCUACCUCCUCCUGUUCUCCGCCCGUCUCUUCCUCUCCUUUUUUUCUUUUUCUUUUUCUCCUUCUAUUUCUUCUUCUUAAUCUUCUCCGCCCCCAUCACCACUACUACUACUACUACCUCCUCCUCUUCCUCCCCCUCUCUUCCAUCUUCCUCCUCCCCCGCUCCCUCCUCCUCAUCCUCCGCCUCUCUAACCCCUUCAAUUCCCUCUCCUUCGUUUCCACUCUACACUCUACUCUCUUUCACCACGGUCGAAAUUCCUACUGCGAGGGCAAUACGCAAUCACAUAAGCGUCACGUCAAUUGA